Messenger RNA from Plasmodium vivax (malaria parasite P. vivax), 5199 nucleotides. Its product is annotated as ubiquitin carboxyl-terminal hydrolase, putative. NCBI's taxonomy places the organism in Eukaryota, Apicomplexa, Aconoidasida, Haemosporida, Plasmodiidae. The coding region runs from base 1 to 4782 and encodes 1593 amino acids. Gene Ontology annotation, molecular function: cysteine-type deubiquitinase activity; cysteine-type endopeptidase activity. The record is from RefSeq and is a predicted model, not a curated record. The transcript is spliced from 2 exons. Gene Ontology annotation, cellular component: nucleus; cytosol. Gene Ontology annotation, biological process: protein deubiquitination.
AUGAUUAAAGACAACAAGCUAACCAUUGAAAACAUUAAUUACAAGUUAAUAAAUCAAGUAAGUGUACCAAAUGAAGCCAAUAAAAUUUGCGAAAUAAAGGAGUAUGCAGACAAAACUGCGAGCUAUUUAAACCCCGAUGCAACAUUUGAAAAACCAGCCUAUGGGUUAAAAGAUUUUAUGAACAAAAGCCAUUCGGCUGAUUCGUUGGAGAAUGGCGAAAUAAACCCUAAUAAUGUUAUCCUACAGAAGCAAAGUGCUAAUUAUGUAAAUAAAGCUAGUGGAGAGACCUUUAACGAAAUAAAUCAGCGGGGCUCCAGGAGUAGUGGCGCCAGUUUCCAUGCAGAUAUAAACGAUGACGUUAUGUCGUAUGUCAACAACAUAAGCAAGGAAAUAAACUCCAGUAGGGAUUAUGAAAUCGGCACGUGUAACAAUUUAUCCGGUGUGCACAUCCUAAAUGAUGCACACAUACACGAAAGGGAAGGCGUUUGGGGCGAGGUCCCCGCCAGUAAAGUUAAGUUAGCCACGCUAAACAUCGAUGGGAGUGUCGGCAGUGCCGGCAGUGCUCAGAAUGCCGCGCCCAGUUUAAUCCAAAAGUGCAACCGGGAAGGAGGCCUCGAUGAGCGUAGCGACGGGAAUCGCUCUACCAGCUCCGGCCGGUCGAAUAGGCCCUCUGUCGAAAGUAUCAACAAUGUGGUGGACCCUAUAGCGGGUAAAAGGAUCAUCACGCCUGGAGGGGCUAAAUCCCCAAGUAGGCAUGCCCACAAUGAGUGUAAGCCCCCCCCCAUGAUUGAACAGAUAUUUCAAAAAAGCAAAAGUGAAAACCCUGUGCUGAACAUCACCAGUGUUCACAACGAAGUUAACGUCGUCCCUACGCAUACCAAAGAGGAGGCACAAAAGGGAAACGAAAACGUAACCCCAAAAGGGAACAAAUUGGAAAUUUUUAAAAAUUAUUCACAUUACGAAAUUAUGAGUGUUUUGUGCACUAACUGGAAUAGGGGAAAACCUUCAGAGUGUUUUCCACCCCCAGGCGAUGUACCCCAAAGUGAGGAAAAAAUGAACGAUGAGAAAAAUAAAAAUGAAGAGAACGACUCGGCGAAGGUAAAAGUAUCCACAAAUGAUGGUAUGUGCCCUCCCCAAAAUGAUCUUUUCCAAAUAGGUGCCCAUUUAGAAAAUCCCAACGGCGCAACCCAAAGAAGGGAAGAAAUUCUACAGCUACUUCUACACAACGUAGAAAAGAAAGAGCUAGAUGACAUAACCAAAAAUUUAUCUUUUCUGAAAAGAAUGCAACAAUAUUUUUAUCAGAAAUAUAUUAACAUCAAAUUCCCAAAUGAUUCAAAUGACUACCACUAUUAUAUACACCUGGAUUGGUUUAACAAGUUGAAGGCCUUUAUCUUCACGCCAAAUGGGGAAUUCCCAGGCUGCAUCACGAACUAUAAAUUGUACAACGAUGAGGAGGCAGCCAAGGAGUCGGCCGAUUCGAUCGAUCAGAUCGCUCCCCAUAUGCUGAACAAAAAAGACAUGAAAAGCAAUUUGAAGGAGGGGAAAGAUUACAUAUGCACCAAUCAGUACAUGUGGCGAUUUUUACACUUCCUGUUUAGGGGAGGGCCCUGCAUUAAACGAAAUAGCAACAAUAUAUAUGACCGUUAUGUGCCCAUUUCAAAUCCUGAUCUUAUGAAUAAAAAUAUUAUCUAUUUGAUGGAGCCCAAAUACGUGGAGAAUUUAUUUUCCACUUUUAACUAUUCGAGUGAGGAGCUGUGGAGUGGCACUACUCACUCGAGGGACAAUUCAGACGAAGCGCGUAAGCCGCCUACCGAUGGAGUGUCACCAAGUGGUCCUUCCUCUCCGGCUUCCCCAAUCACUGCUCAUGCUCAGACCGCUUCCUCCAGCGAAGCGGCUAGAAAGCACCGCACCAAACAGUGCGCACACAACUAUUACGAGUUCUUGCACUUUUACGGGCUGAAGGAAAAGGACUACAGCUCUUCCUUUUUCCUCGAGUAUGACCAAUCCAAUCUCAGAAGCAUGAACAAAAUGAUCGAUUUGAAAAAUAAAAAUUCGUAUGAAAGUGUUUACUCAUUUUACUCGAAUGAAAAUGACACCUUCAGCGACAGUGACAUUCUACACAACGCCCCUGGCGCCAAUAGGAAAAGUGACCCCAGUGAAUUAUCAAAAAAGGAGACCCCUUCAGAGAAGGAAAAGAAUGGCAAUAAUUCCAGUGCGACUUCUGGUCCGAAUCGGACUGAGGCCACAUCUCUGGAGAGCGUGGACGCGGCCCGCGGCAUGUUGUCGCCCAAACAUCUCGCAAGGAACCUGAGCGACCACGUGAAGAGCGCCCCACUGGGUGAUAGCGGCGGUGGUAGUAACAGCGGAAAUGGUGGAAGUAGUAACGUAAAUGGUGGAAGUAGCAACGGAAAUGGAGGUAGUAGCAACGGAAAUGGAGGUAGUAGCAACGGAAAUGGCGGCAACAACGGCAGCAGUAACAACAGUAGCAGCAACAACAAUAAUAGUAGUAACAACAACAACAACAACAACAACAACAACAACAACAACAACAACAACAACAACAACAACAACAACAACAACAACAAUAACAAUAACAGUAAUAACAAUAAUAAUAAGAAUGACGCGCGGGAGGACCCGCAGAAGGACCCAAAGAAGCGCCAAGAGGAAAACCGGGAAAACCGGGAAAACGCGAAUGACAGCGCGAAGGAAACCACCCCCAGCAGAGGCGUGAAGAGGGAGAACCAGACCAACAACGCCACCUCCUACUUCGGCCCCAAGGCGAGCAUCGGCGCGCCCAACAUCCUAAGCCCCAACUACACCUACAAAAAAAGCAACGCAAGUAAAGCCAGCAGUAAUAAAGGUGGAAACCCAAGUGAUAAUCGGCCUAACAGUUCUGGCAAAGUGCUUUUAACCCCGCCUCCAAAAAAGAACUCCCUAGGCUGCCAUUCCUCAAACGGAAACGAAAUUUACAAGUCGUGCGAAGAGUACAAUGCUGACAAUGGGGAGGAGGCAUCCAGCAACGGCUAUUUGACAACCACCGAGACGGAAUCGAAGGGCACAACGGACAACAGCGUUAAAAGUGCUACCAGUUCACCCAAAGAGAAAGAUGAGCGGAAAAGGGAUGACCACAAAAUGAAGAAAAAGGAGGAUGCGGAAAAGGGACCAGUUGGUAAAAAUGAAAAUAAACAGAGAAGAGGCAGCAGCUGUAGUCAUGCCAGUGUUGGUAGUAGCGGUAGUAGCGCAAGCAGCAGCAGCAGUGGUAGCGGCGGCAGGAGCAGCGCCAACGGGGCUAUUCCCAAAAAAAUCUCCACGGAAAGGAAGGGUGCUACUGCCGAUGACAAAAGGGCAAAAAGGAGGGAAGAAUACGAAAAGAAGUUUAACAAAAACAAACAUCCAAUCACUGCUGGUGCGAACAAAGUCCUAGACAGGUUAAGUAACACGCUGAACACCGCCAACUUAAUGCUGAAGGGACAUAGUAGCUAUUCCAGCAACAGCAGCAGCUAUUGUGGGAGUAGCAGCGGGAGUAGCAUCGCAAGUAGCAACAACAACAGCAGCAAUGGAAGUAGCAAUUUUAGCAUUCGAAAUCAUGGCGUUUCGAACCGAAGCAUGUACAACGAUAAGGAACGAAUGAAAAAUAUGAUGGCACCCAGUAACCCCAAAAGAGAAAGCGAAUUCAACAACAAUAGCCUCAGCAUCAUAACGACGAAGGAGCACCCAGCCGGAAUUGUUAAUUACUCUGCUACUUGCUACAUCAACGUGGUUCUACAGUGCCUAUCUGUGUACUUUAAAUUAAUAUAUACCCUACAAAAUUACGUAAGCGUAAAAUAUAAGAGUAUGAAUUUUUCAAGUGAAGAUACAGACAAUAUGAAUUCCUCAUUUAUAAACAAAAAUUUCUUUACCAAUAGUAUCCCAUUUAACCUCUUUGGAAAUAAUAGUAAAAAAAAAGAUGAAUGUCUCUUGCUAGCAUUAUCACAUAAACUAUUUCAACUAAGCAAAAUGCACAACAAGGGAAAAGUACUCAAUGUUAAUAAGCUACUAAAUUUGCUGAAUGAUAAAUAUUCUUACCUCUUUGAAUAUAAUGAACAGCAAGAUUGCCAUGAGUUUCUUCUUCUCCUUUUUGAUUUCAUUCACAAUAUGAUGAAGGUAGUUGACGAAAAGGUGGACAAAAAUAACAAAAUUGAUUACUGUUUGAAGAAGGAGCAGUCCAUUAUCUCAGAUUUAUUUUUAGGCUUAAUUGAAGAGAAAAUUACGUGCUCUCAGUGUAGCUAUGUGAAUUAUGUGUACCAGACUGUGUACAACCUAAGUGUUAAUGUCUUCAAAAAAAAUGCAGAUAAUAAUUUAAAUGAUAAUUUGGUGGAGUACUUUAAAAAAGAGGAAGUAAAUUCUACUUGCGAAAAAUGUAAAUGUAAGAAGAUGUUUAAACACUCCUGUGUUUAUAAGCAGCCGAAUGUUCUCAUCGUUCAUUUGAUUCGUUUGCUGGAGGAUGGCUCCAAAAUCGACAACCCCAUAAAAUUUGACCUGAACAACUUUACCGUGCAAAACGUUUUGAAGAAAAAGAAUGGCCAGUACAUUGAGAACCCCAAGAAGUACAGCUUAUGUGGCGUUAUAGUUCACCGCGGGCUGAACUCGAACUACGGCCAUUACAUCUGCUACACCAAGAGGAGGCACUCCAAUGGCGCCACUGUGUGGUACAAGUUCGAUGACAGCAUAGUGACCGUCGUGGACGUUUCGGAAGUGGAGUCCGCCAAAGCCUAUUGCCUGUUCUACGAAGCCGUUAAUUAAGUGAAGUGAAGGGUUAACCCUUUCCCCCGUUAAGGGAAGUUCGUCUCCCCGGUGUUCCUCGGUUGUUACGCUAUCUACAUUGUUGUGUUGUGUUGCGUUGUGUUAUGUUGUGUUGUUUUUUUUUUUUUCUUUUUUUUAUAGUCCUAUGGUUAGUCGGCUCCGUUGCUACGAAGCAGUUCCACCGCACCUCAGCAGCGCAGUUCCACCGCCGCUCUACCGUUUUAAUGCCCCCCAUACACCUGUCUUAUGCCGCCGUUCACCCCCCUUCAUUUUAAAUUUACAUUUUAACGUAUUUCACUCAAACCGCAUGUUAAACUUGUUUAUUUUUUUUUUUUUUUUUUUUUUUUUUAUGACUUUAUUUGAAUCCUUUCCUUAGCAACUAUUUUUGAUAACCCAUCAUGGGUUGCGGGUGUGCAA